Protopterus annectens (West African lungfish) is the source of this 1451-nucleotide messenger RNA. RefSeq names its product cyclin B1 (gene CCNB1). The record is from RefSeq and is a predicted model, not a curated record. Bases 142 to 1335 code for a protein of 397 amino acids. Gene Ontology annotation, cellular component: mitochondrial matrix; cyclin B1-CDK1 complex; cytoplasm. Gene Ontology annotation, molecular function: cyclin-dependent protein serine/threonine kinase regulator activity. Gene Ontology annotation, biological process: mitotic metaphase chromosome alignment; mitotic cell cycle phase transition; regulation of cyclin-dependent protein serine/threonine kinase activity. The transcript is spliced from 9 exons. Lineage: Eukaryota; Metazoa; Chordata; Ceratodontiformes; Protopteridae.
UCGAACAGGAAGGGUGCAUUUGUAAGCAAAUAGUUUGCUCGGAGUUGUGUUUCAGGGUUUAUUUGUGGAUUUUGGUAUACUUACUAUACGUUAAGACACGUUUGGGAGCUGUUCUUUUUAGCUAAAAAAGAAGUUAUUCUAAUGGCGUUGCGAGUAAAUAGGAAUGUUCAUAUUGAUGCAGAGAAUGUUGUACUCCCAGGAAAGAAUGCAGUCACAAAGCUUGGCUGUAGACCCAGGACUGCUCUGGGUGACAUUGGAAAUAAAGUGGCUGUGCCUAAAGUGACCUUGAAAAAGGGAGUAGAACCUGCAGCUGAAGUAAAACACGUUCAAAGGAAAACUAGCAAGUCUGAUGCAGUACCUGAAAAAAUAGAAGUGAAGCAAAAAAAGGAAGUUAAGUUGCAGGUACCUGCAGCUCAAAGCCCUAUGGAAAUAUCUUGUAUAGUUGAGGAGGAACUGUGCCAAGCUUUUUCAGAUGUGCUGCUUCAAGUUAAAGAUGUUGAUGCAGAUGAUGCUGGAAAUACAAUGCUAUGCAGUGAAUAUGUGAAGGAAAUUUAUGAUUACUUGCGGCAGCUUGAGGCAGAACAGCCAAUUAAGCCACAUUACUUGGAUGGGCAGGAAAUCACCGGAGGCAUGCGUGCAAUCUUGGUAGACUGGCUGGUGUUGGUUCAGACAAAGUUCAGAUUGCUUCAGGAGACCAUGUACAUGACUGUUGCCAUCAUAGAUCGAUAUCUUCAGAUUCAUCCAGUACCAAAACGAACACUUCAGCUGGUUGGUGUAACAGCCAUGUUUAUUGCAUCAAAAUAUGAAGAGAUGUACCCACCAGAAAUAGAGGACUUUACCACAGUCACUGAUAAUACAUAUACGAAGGCACAGGUGAGGGAAAUGGAAAGGAGGAUUCUUCAGGAACUUGACUUUAAUCUUAGCAGACCACUUCCACUACACUUCUUGAGGAGGGCUUCCAAGAUUGGAGAGGUAAACAGCGAACAGCAUACCUUGUCAAAAUAUUUAAUGGAGCUGGCCAUGGUGGAUUACGAUAUGGUACACUUUCCCCCUUCUGCAGUAGCAGCAGCUGCUUUUCGCUUGGCACAGAAGGUCUUCAGUGCUGGUGACUGGACACCUACUCUGCAGCACUACACACAUUACACGGAGUGUGAUCUGGUGCCAAUUAUGCAGCACAUGGCCAAGAAUGUUGUAAAAGUAAAUGAAGGUCUCAGCAAGCAAACUACUGUAAAGAACAAGUAUGCAAGCAGCAAACAAUCCAAGAUCAGUACCAUUCCACAGCUGAAGUCUGCAGCUAUUAAAGAACUGGCAAAGCCUUUCGUGUCCCAAAAGUGACUUUAUCCAUUUUACUCUUGUAAAUGACUAUUUAAAUUGGCACCAUGUGCUAUUUGUAUAUAGAACUUUUAUGUGUGCAUAAUGUUUCAUUUUAAAUAAAGAAUGUUUUAAAUUAA